Messenger RNA from Pyricularia oryzae 70-15, 2448 nucleotides. RefSeq lists its product as uncharacterized. Bases 769 to 2448 code for a protein of 559 amino acids. Lineage: Eukaryota; Fungi; Ascomycota; Sordariomycetes; Magnaporthales; Pyriculariaceae. The transcript has 7 exons. The record is from RefSeq and is a predicted model, not a curated record. Gene Ontology annotation, cellular component: extracellular region.
GGUAAUUACCAACGAGCUCUGAUGCAGAUAUCCUGUUCCUGAAGAUUGUUGCAUUGUGGCGAUGCUGACGAGUCCUCCACGGCUCACGGCUGCAAACAACAAUGCUUGGCACGCCAAGCACCCAGGUUGGCUCAGCGAGCAAGCCAAAGCAUCAUUUCGAAAUCUUGGCACCUUCCCCCCAAACUUCUCCAACCCCGCAGCAAAGGAUUUCCCCAAAUGCCUCCUUCCUGUUCUUCAAUGGCGUGCCAAGAUGCCGGGUUCCACCCGGCUUGCUGAUAUCUAGAGAUAUCUACCAAUUCCAAUCGGUCUUUUUCCUACCCAACCUUGCGGUACCCGCAAUAAACCGCGGGCCUGCCUCUUUUGGAAAUUCGCCAGGCAAUUUUCGCCAACGCCGAGACCAACGAACAAAAGCUGUGCGGAGACGUCAGGGUUCGCGUAGGUGGUUUGAUUCGGCAGGCAAAGCCGAGAUGAUUGCAGGACGAAGAUGGCGGUUUGCCAUUGUGCACUCGCUGCAGACCCCUGGUUCACUGGUCUACCAUAAAAGGGUUCUUUAGAGGGCGGUUCCCCUUUCGUGCCACCGUGUCGGUCUUUUUCUUCCCGUCCCACCUCGACAUCCAUCAGCCGCGGCCGUGCAGCUUCCAGAAGCAACCUCCGAGAUUGUCAGGACAAGGAUUGACGAAAAGUCGCCUUGUGAUUUUGGACAAACAGUGCCCUCCCUUCAUUGGUAGAGUCGACACUUUUUUUAUAUUUCGGACCCUCACGAACGCGAUGCGUUACUCAUUCGUUCUCGCCGCUGCGACGGCCGUCUUUGGCGCCGAGAUGGCCAAGGAUGAGGCCAGGGCUGCCGAGCUGUACGACUCGGGCAAGAUUCACGAGCAGCUCAUGAUGAAGAAGAUUUCUCAAUGGCAAGCCGACGAGCAGGCUGGUCUCAUGGACUCGACCCAGUGGCCCCGUCUCAACUACACCAAGUGCGUUGACGGCUUCGCCCAGGCCAUUCCCGACAGCCCUCUGCACAAGUUCAGGUGCAAGAACAUCGACCUUUACGAUUUUAUCAACCAUGCCACCCUUGGUUCGCCCAACACUGACUACCGCGGCAAGUCGGGUGCUUCGUCGUGGGGUUGGUGGGAUGUUGAGACGGGUCGGGAGUUUAUUGCCACCGGCAUGUACGAUGGAGUCGGCUUUAUCGAGGUUCUUCCCACCGGUCGCAUGCGUCACGUUGGAUUCCUUCCCAAGUUUGCCCCUGUCGCAGACCGUGCCUACUGGACCGAGAUCCGCUCGUACCAGCACUACAUGGUCAUUGGUAGCGAGCUUGAGGGCAACGGCGUCCAAAUCUUUGACAUGAAGAAGCUCCUCACCGUCACCGAUGCUGAGGCUCCCGUUCUUUUCACCAACGCCAAGGACAUGACUGGCCACUUCAACGCCACCCUUCCCCUUGGAAGCACACACAACAUUGUGAUCAACGAGGAGGCCAAGUACGGCGUUGCCGUCGGCGUCCGCCCUAGGGGCGAGUACUGCAACGGCGGUCUCCACUUUUUCAGUCUGGAGGACCCCUCGAACCCUGUCGAGCUUGGAUGUGAUGGCCAAGACGGAUACGUUCACGAUGCUCAGUGCCUCAUCUACCGCGGUCCCGAUGAGCGGUACCAGGGCCGUGACAUCUGCUACGGCUACAACGAGGACUCCCUGACAAUCUACGACGUUACCGACAAGCGCAACUCCAAGAUCAUCUCCAUCACCUCGUACACCGGCGCCAGCUACACCCACCAGGGUUGGGUCAACGACGUCAACUGGCAAGAGUGGCUGUUCAUGGAUGACGAGUACGACGAGGAGGAUCUGGUCGGACCCGCUGCCGACGGGUACCCCGUGACCUACAUCUGGGACAUUCGCGACCUCGAGAACCCCAAGCAGACUGGUCUCUUCAAGGCCACCAACCGCGGCAUCGACCACAACCUCUACGUCAAGAAGGACCUCAUCUUCCAGAGCAACUACGGUGCCGGCAUGCGCGUCUACGACAUCUCCUCCGUUCCCGAGGACCCCACCGGCAACGGCGUGUGCGAGAUUGCCUUCUUUGACAUCUACCCCGAGGACGACCACCUCGAGGGCGGUGGCAUCAUUGCCUUUAGCGGAUCGUGGUCCUCGUACGCCAUGCUGCCGUCUGGCUUCAUCUUUAUCAACACCAUUGAGCGUGGCGGAUACCUCGUCAAGAUGACCAAGCAGGAGAGCUGCAAGCCCAAGUCCUGCAACGCCGACAACUGCCUCCGCGCCAUGCGUGCCGAGAGCGUUUCGGGCCGCCUGGAGGAGAGCCAGGAGUUCUGCGGCGAGUUCACCAAGACCUUUGUCGCCGACGUCAGCGUCGUCCCCGAGUUUGCCCAGCAGGGUUGCGCCGGAAACGUCAUCUCCAGGGUCAGCUCGGCUUGCUCGUGCCUGCCUACCCCGACUCCUGCUGCUUAA